GGUGCUGGGGACACACGGUGAGCAAAAGAAAUCACGGCCCUUGUUCCCGCUGAUCCUGCAGUCCAGUGGAUGGAGCCCACAGGACACAGACCUGCCAGGAAAGAAAAAAAAAAUCCUGAUGGUUGGUCCACGCAGGGACACCCCGGUGGAUUGAGGAAUGUCUGGCUUUUCCUCAGCUCAUUGAUCUCUGUGGUAGCCACAGGCAUCACCCAAAAGACCCCAAGAAUGAAAGGCCUGAUGUCUACAAGUUGCUGCUAGAGCAACUAGCAGCAGAUGCUGCAGAUCUCUGCAGAUCACAGAAUGCAGCUGCCUCACAAGUUUGUAAGGGCCCUGGGCGCACGCUGACUGUGCGGGGGCUGGCGCGCCCUUUGCUCUAAGUCCGGGUCAGGGCGCUGCCAUAGCAACGGCCUGGACGCCCAGACCUUAGGCCGCCGCCGCCGCCGCCGGAGACCCGGCCAUCUCCCGUUCCCGAAGGGUGGGGCGGCGGCGGCCCGGGAGGCGGCCGGGGCCGGGUAGACGGGACCGCCCCCUCCUCGGAUACCAGCUGAGGCCGCGGGUUUGCUUCCAAGCAUGCCCUUUCAGAAGCACGUCUACUACCCGCUGGCCAGCGGCCUGGAAGGACCCGACGCCCCCGCAGCAGCUGCCGCGGCGGGAGCGGCCACGAUGGCCUGUGGCCCCCCCAGCGUGGCGUCGGUCCCCCUGCCCUUCUUCCAGUUCCGGCCGCGGCUGGAGAGCGUCGACUGGCGGCGGCUGAGCGCCAUCGACGUGGACAAGGUGGCGGGCGCCGUGGACGUGCUCACGCUGCAGGAGAACAUCAUGAACAUCACCUUCUGCAAGCUGGAGGACGAGAAGUGCCCGCACUGCCAGUCGGGGGUGGACCCGGUGCUGCUGAAGCUCAUCCGCCUGGCGCAGCUCACCAUCGAGUACCUGCUGCACUCGCAGGAGUUCCUCACCUCGCAGCUGCACCACCUGGAAGAGCGGCUGCGCCUGAGCCUGGCCGAUGGCGAGCAGAGCAGGAAGCUCCUCACCAAGCAGGCCGGCGAGAUCAAGUUACUCAAGGAAGAGUGUAAACGCAGGAAAAAGAUAAUCUCGACCCAGCAGCUGAUGAUCGAGACCAAAGCCAGCUAUUACCAGUGCCAUUUUUGUGAUAAGGCCUUUAUGAACCAAGCUUUUCUACAAAGUCACAUUCAGCGCCGCCACCCUGAAGAUUCUCACCUUGAGUAUAAGAAAAAGGCACAGACUGAUAAGCUCCAGAGUGAGAUUGACAUGCUGAAGGAGCAGCUGCAGCUCACCAAGUCUCAGCUGGAGGCUGCACAGCACGCCCACGCUGUCAGGUUCUCUAAGGAAUAUGAAAUGCAGAAAACAAAAGAGGAAGAAUUUCUGAAGUUAUUUGAUAGAUGGAAAGAAGAAGAAAAGGAGAAACUAGUUGAUGAAAUGGAAAAAGUCAAGGAAAUGUUUAUGAAGGAGUUUAAAGAAUUGACCUCCAAGAAUUCAGCAUUAGAAUAUCAAUUGUCAGAAAUCCAGAAGUCCAACAUGCAGAUCAAGUCCAAUAUUGGCACGUUAAAAGAUGCACGUGAAUUUAAAGAAGAACGUCCUCAGUAUCCCCAGGAUUUCCAGAAUGUGAUGCAACUUCUUGAUAGUCAGGAAAGCAAGUGGACCGCCCGAGUUCAAGCUCUUCACCAAGAACACAAGAAAGAGAAGGGUCGGCUCUUGUCACAUAUAGAGAAACUUCGAACCUCCAUGAUAGACGAUCUAAAUGCAAGUAAUGUUUUCUACAAGAAAAGGAUAGAAGAUCUAGGGCAGAGACUCCAGGAACAGAAUGAACUGAUUAUCACGCAGAGACAACAGAUUAAAGAAUUUACCAGUAGACCAUUAAACACUGUCAGUGAACCCAAAGGGAAUCCUUUAACCUGGCAAACAUUCGAAUCUAAGCCAACUGCCCCAGCUGUAUCUAUGACUGCCUCAGCCCCACAGACUUUGGAUGCUAAAUCAAGUCUAACAAUGGCACACGAACAGGCAUUCCCAUCGCACAUACUGGAACCAAUAGAAGAGCUUUCAGAGGAAGAAAAAGGAAGGGAGAAUGAACAGAAAUUAAAUAACAACAAGAUACAUUUAAGGAAAGCUUUGAAGGGUAACCCCUCCCUCAAUAAGGAAAUCAGAAACAUGUUGGAGCAGAGUUUGCUGGAGAAACUGGAAACCUUGGGGAUUAAUGCGGAUAUACGUGGUAUUUCAAGUGAUCACUUCAGUAGAGUGCUAAGAACUGUGGAAUCAGCAAGACAUGAGCGAGAAAGACAAAUACCUAACAUUCAGCAAAUUCGAGAAUUCCUUGAACGUGAGGUCAGCUGUAAAAUCGAGGAGAGAAACUUACUGUCCUCAGAUAAGUAUGGUGCUUCUCAAAUGGAUACCCUCUCAACUGGAGAAAUACCCAAGGCAGUGCAACUUCCUCCCAAAAGCAGACAACUGAUUAGGCAAAGAGCUGUUUUCACUGAUAGGACAUCUGUUCCCAAAAUUAAGAAAAAUAUCACAGAAGAUCAUUUUCCCAAAAAGUCUUCAACUCUUACGACACCGCCCUUCAGUUCAGAGGAAGAGUUGGAUGGUGAGGACCUCAUCCAGGUAUGCGCAUCCCCGGACUUACUUCUCGUGCAGUCAUCCAAAAGCAAGAAGAGUAGCUUUGGAAAGAACACUGUCAAAAGUGACACUGACUGGACCGAGGGUAGUGAAAUCGAGGACUCCGAUAUUUCUCCCAAGCCCACAGGAACCUCCAUUAAAACGCUGACCGAAAAAGUUGAAAAGACGGUUUCAAAUCACGGAAGUGUGAACAAGCCAUUUGGUGGGAUUAACAUUGCCGAGGCGUUCAUCAAGAAAGAACUGAAAGAAGACCUGAAGUGCACAGAUGUGGACGAUGAAGACUGGGACAUAUCAUCCUUAGAGGAAGAAAAAUCUUUAGGGAAAAAAACUGGGCAAGAACAGAAGGAACCUCUACCUUUGAAGAAUGAGCCAAAUUCUACUCAAGUGCCAAAUGCCUGGGUUGCAUCUAAUCUCCAGGGGCCAAAGGGAGAAGGACCUCAAGAUGAAUCAAGCACGUUGAAAAGCAGCUUAGUAACUGUGACUGAUUGGAGUGACUCUUCAGAUGUGUGACUACAGCCCCGGAGUCAGAAGGUCCAGACGCCAACAGGAUUUCAGUAAUCUGCCCACAGGAUCCUUAACGCUCCUGCCCUACGGUAUUUCCCACAAGAACAAGGAAGCGGAUUCAAAGAACAAGGGUCUCUUUAACAGCACCUAAUUCAGUAUUGAAAACAAAAACUGUCAACAGUAUUUCGAAGCAUACAAAGGUGUUUAAGACUUCUGCUGCUUAAAAAUAAUGUGUCAUUGAAGUCAUAAAAAGUUUUCUCUUCAGAGCAGUA
Molecule: messenger RNA, 3404 nt
Organism: Leopardus geoffroyi (Geoffroy's cat)
Lineage: Eukaryota; Metazoa; Chordata; Mammalia; Carnivora; Felidae
Gene: DZIP1
Product: DAZ interacting zinc finger protein 1
Exons: 22
Coding region: 571-3138 (855 amino acids)
Biological process (GO): cilium assembly
Cellular component (GO): cytoplasm; ciliary basal body
Source: RefSeq, a predicted model, not a curated record